AUGACCUGUGUGCCAGCUGCUAUUUCUACAUUUGUCGAAGUUGCAGGAAAAGCGUCCAGCGUUGGUUCUGCUCAAGAUACAAAUCUCAAGGCUAAUGUAUGCUUUCGGGCAGACACCGGAUACAACAGCUGCUUGACCUUCAAUAUGAAAUCACCAAAUGGAAAAAGUUCUUGUUCUUCAGAUGGUGUCUGGUGUUUUAAGGUGGUCUCUUUUAACACAGGAAGUAUUGAUUAUUCAAUCAUGUUUGCGAACCGAGAAUCUACCGUACAAUCAUCAGUUGAUCCCAAUCCUUCUUGUUCAGAUAAAGAAGUGACAGCAAUCGUAGUUGGUGACGACAGUAGACCAGGCGAUCAAGGGAAGGAGGUCACGCUGUUGGCGACAGCGGCUACGACAACAACUACCGCCACCAUCAUUCAAGAACAGUCAUUUUGUACAGGGUGUACAGAGCAUUCUCACGCGGAUAAUAAUUACUCCGUAUUUACAUAA
Molecule: messenger RNA, 486 nt
Organism: Funneliformis mosseae
Lineage: Eukaryota; Fungi; Glomeromycota; Glomeromycetes; Glomerales; Glomeraceae
Source: the annotation of a GenBank genome assembly